CGAAAUUUUCGUCCCCACCCCCAUUGUUAAUACUUCAUUUCCCAUCAUCCUCGCUCUAAAAACCCCGUUUUCACCGAAAGCCGAUUGCGAGAUUUGUUUGGUUCACUGAAGCGAUGCAUGUGUAUUGACCUGUGUAUAUUCGUUCGGUCUGAGGACGCUUUUAUGCAUCUGAUUCGCGAUGCCUCCGCCGCGCAAGCAGCACUACGGCAUUAAACACGCGAGCGGCUCACUGAUUCACUACAGACCGCCGGUGAGCGCGAUCACACAGCGUCGACACUCAGCCGUCGUGCCUUCGGUGCUGACGUUCGCCGUUAUCGUGGCAUCCGGAGGCCUGUUGCUCAUGAUAGAGAAGGGAAUGCUGAACAGCGUAGAGACUCCGCCGCCACGGGCAAACGGCAAGAGAUUCGCCAGAAACAACAACCCGGCUGCGGACGUGGAGUCGCAGAUUCUACAAGAGAUCCGUAACCGUACCAUCAGAUCAAUGUGCGGUCAGAGGAACACACCUAACAGCGUUUGGUCUCUCAGUCCCCUGCAGAGGAAGACCCUCCUCCAGCACAUCCUGGUGAAUGACGAGCAUCGUUUUCUAUACUGCUACGUACCCAAAGUGGCCUGUUCAAACUGGAAGCGCGUGCUGAAAGUCCUGAGCGGAGCUCUAGUCAACGUGAACGUCAAAAUGAAGAUGGACCAUCGUGCCGAUUUGCUUUUCCUGUCUGACUUCUCACCGGAAGAGAUUCGCCAUCGAUUGCGGCAUUAUUUUAAAUUCAUGUUUGUACGAGAGCCGAUGGCCCGCUUGCUUUCUGCCUACCGUAACAAGUUCGGCGAAAUCGAGGCCUACCAGCGUAAAUACGGCGCGGAGAUCGUACGACGGUAUAGAAAAGGCUACGCGAAGGCUAAAAAGAUAGCAGGAAACGACGUGACGUUCACAGAGUUUGUGCGUUAUUUGAUAGACGAGGAUCCUGAGCGCAUGAACGAGCACUGGAUGCCCAUCACCAACCUGUGCCAGCCUUGCGCUAUACAGUAUAAUUUCAUUGGCUCGUAUGAGAGGCUGGAGAGCGACGCGGCUUAUGUGUUGGAACGUGUCGGGGCGCCGCAACGCGUGCGUUUUCCUGAACGCCAGACGUGGUACAGACCUGUUACUAAAGAAACACUUCAUUAUUAUCUAUGCACUGUUCCUCAGAAGUUCUUGAAGGAGCUUCUGCCGAAGUAUAUUUUAGACUUCAGUCUGUUCGGCUAUUCUUUGCCCAACACAACCACUGAAUACUGUAGGCAUUAACAAAGACAUUGGGUUGAUACCUGCUUUGUAAGACUGACUGUAAUCUUGUCAAUAUUUGAGAAGUUUUUUUACAUGUACAGAAUUGAAAAGAGGCUUCAGUACAGUGUAUUGAAAGCAUUUGAAGUGCAAACCACUAUUUAACUGGAAGUAACUCGAUCAAGUGGUAUAUCCACACAAGCUGGUCAUAUAAACAUUGUGCUGUGCGCAAGACUAUCAUGGGACUUUAUAUCAAUAAGCACAAAUUCACUUAUCAGUGUAAUAUUUCUAGUAGGGCUGUGCAAUUAAUCGAAAAUAAUCGUAAUCGUCAAUUUUGGCCUUCAACAAUUACAAAAACAAAAUAAUCGAUGUAAAACGAUUAUUGUGCCGCAUUCCAUUUUGCAGGGAUCAUCACUUUUCUUGUGGUAUAAAUCCACAGCGCACCCCCUUCCUUUACUGUGGUUCAGCUGUGCUAUUUCUAUUUAUUUUUCAGUUGAAUUCACAUUUUAAAAGCAAAGUAUUUUUAUUUUCUAUGUUGUUAAGUAUAGUGUUAGAUAAUCAGGAUCUCAAUAUUGGCCAAAAUAAUUGUGAUUAUGAUUUUUGUCAUAAUCGAGCAGCCCUAAUUUCUAGUGUUUUAUUUUUGCUUAAUUAUCUAGCUGUGUAAUCAUUUUUGCGUUUGCUUUUACCCGUCUUGAGAGUGGAUUUGUCACUGAUCAAUGUUUAUUCACAGAGGUCUCCAUUUUGACACUAAAUGAAACAUGAAGCUCUUAGAGAGAGUGUGGGAUGUCCCCCAGGUAACUUUAUAUUCCUCACCUAUUUGUACCAAAUAAAUGGUUUUAUAAGUGACACGGAUUAAUAUAGCAAAAAAAUACAAUAUUUUUACUAUAGCUUUAAGACUUGAAGCUCCUUAUCUGCCAUUUGGUGUUUUGAAAAGAUGAGCUCUGGGUUGAGUCCCUUAAGAGAUUAAAAGAAUGCAGUUUCACAUCCAAAAGUUGGAGUAUUGUACAAUGAGGAAAUAAAACAUUUUUUUUA
Molecule: messenger RNA, 2281 nt
Organism: Triplophysa rosa
Lineage: Eukaryota; Metazoa; Chordata; Actinopteri; Cypriniformes; Nemacheilidae
Gene: chst14
Product: carbohydrate (N-acetylgalactosamine 4-0) sulfotransferase 14
Exons: 2
Coding region: 179-1273 (364 amino acids)
Biological process (GO): dermatan sulfate proteoglycan metabolic process; carbohydrate biosynthetic process
Cellular component (GO): membrane
Molecular function (GO): sulfotransferase activity
Source: RefSeq, a predicted model, not a curated record